Ceraceosorus guamensis is the source of this 282-nucleotide messenger RNA. RefSeq lists its product as hypothetical. The coding region runs from base 42 to 236 and encodes 64 amino acids. The record is from RefSeq and is a predicted model, not a curated record. NCBI's taxonomy places the organism in Eukaryota, Fungi, Basidiomycota, Exobasidiomycetes, Ceraceosorales, Ceraceosoraceae. The transcript has a single exon.
CGCAUGGCAGGUCUGAUCGGUCUGGGUGAGUUGGGGCUUGAAUGGAGCAAGACAAGCUCUCUGCCAUCCACUUGCUCGCUCAUUGCCUCCUACCACGCUCGCCAGAUGAGGAGACUGUCAACGCUCAGAUCUUACCUCUGCUCGACUCCUUCAAGGAUGCUCGCGCUCUGUCCAAUCAUCUCGAGGUAGGGCGCGGCAGAGGCUCUAUCAACGCUUCCGCUGCUCUCCUUUGCUGACCACCUGUGCACCUCUUCUGCGCUGCGCCACACAGGGCCUCCUGGG